Messenger RNA from Nanorana parkeri, 1440 nucleotides. RefSeq names its product antho-RFamide neuropeptides type 2-like. Bases 1 to 1440 code for a protein of 479 amino acids. The record is from RefSeq and is a predicted model, not a curated record. NCBI's taxonomy places the organism in Eukaryota, Metazoa, Chordata, Amphibia, Anura, Dicroglossidae. The transcript has a single exon.
AUGAUCGGCAAAAAGGACCAGGGACGGCUCUCAGAAGACACGAUCGGCAAAAAGGACCAGGGACGGCUCUCAGAAGACACGAUCGGCAAAAAGGACCAGGGACGGCUCUCAGAAGACACGAUCGGCAAAAAGGACCAGGGACGGCUCUCAGAAGACACGAUCGGCAAAAAGGACCAGGGACGGCUCUCAGAAGACACGAUCGGCAAAAAGGACCAGGGACGGCUCUCAGAAGACACGAUCGGCAAAAAGGACCAGGGACGGCUCUCAGAAGACACGAUCGGCAAAAAGGACCAGGGACGGCUCUCAGAAGACACGAUCGGCAAAAAGGACCAGGGACGGCUCUCAGAAGACACGAUCGGCAAAAAGGACCAGGGACGGCUCUCAGAAGACACGAUCGGCAAAAAGGACCAGGGACGGCUCUCAGAAGACACGAUCGGCAAAAAGGACCAGGGACGGCUCUCAGAAGACACGAUCGGCAAAAAGGACCAGGGACGGCUCUCAGAAGACACGAUCGGCAAAAAGGACCAGGGACGGCUCUCAGAAGACACGAUCGGCAAAAAGGACCAGGGACGGCUCUCAGAAGACACGAUCGGCAAAAAGGACCAGGGACGGCUCUCAGAAGACACGAUCGGCAAAAAGGACCAGGGACGGCUCUCAGAAGACACGAUCGGCAAAAAGGACCAGGGACGGCUCUCAGAAGACACGAUCGGCAAAAAGGACCAGGGACGGCUCUCAGAAGACACGAUCGGCAAAAAGGACCAGGGACGGCUCUCAGAAGACACGAUCGGCAAAAAGGACCAGGGACGGCUCUCAGAAGACACGAUCGGCAAAAAGGACCAGGGACGGCUCUCAGAAGACACGAUCGGCAAAAAGGACCAGGGACGGCUCUCAGAAGACACGAUCGGCAAAAAGGACCAGGGACGGCUCUCAGAAGACACGAUCGGCAAAAAGGACCAGGGACGGCUCUCAGAAGACACGAUCGGCAAAAAGGACCAGGGACGGCUCUCAGAAGACACGAUCGGCAAAAAGGACCAGGGACGGCUCUCAGAAGACACGAUCGGCAAAAAGGACCAGGGACGGCUCUCAGAAGACACGAUCGGCAAAAAGGACCAGGGACGGCUCUCAGAAGACACGAUCGGCAAAAAGGACCAGGGACGGCUCUCAGAAGACACGAUCGGCAAAAAGGACCAGGGACGGCUCUCAGAAGACACGAUCGGCAAAAAGGACCAGGGACGGCUCUCAGAAGACACGAUCGGCAAAAAGGACCAGGGACGGCUCUCAGAAGACACGAUCGGCAAAAAGGACCAGGGACGGCUCUCAGAAGACACGAUCGGCAAAAAGGACCAGGGACGGCUCUCAGAAGACAUGAUCGGCAAAAAGGACCAGGGACGGCUCUCAGAAGACACGAUCGGCAAAAAGGACCAGGGACGGCUCUUAUAA